Elgaria multicarinata webbii is the source of this 7068-nucleotide messenger RNA. It is a transcript of the gene CEP170, whose product is annotated as centrosomal protein 170. The record is from RefSeq and is a predicted model, not a curated record. The coding region runs from base 130 to 5070 and encodes 1646 amino acids. The transcript is spliced from 19 exons. Gene Ontology annotation, molecular function: protein binding. NCBI's taxonomy places the organism in Eukaryota, Metazoa, Chordata, Lepidosauria, Squamata, Anguidae. Gene Ontology annotation, cellular component: centriole.
CCGUGAGCGUCUUUCCCUCGGCCCUCCUCGCCGUGGAGGAGAAGAUGGUGGGCCAGUGAGCCGGCCGUGCUUCGGGUUGCCCGAGGGGGGAUGACGUAGCCUUGUGAGGAUUUAUCAGCUAAGCAGAAAAUGAGCUUAACAUCUUGGUUUUUGGUGAGCAGUGGAGGCACCCGCCAUAGGCUGCCACGAGAGAUGAUUUUUGUCGGAAGAGAUGACUGUGAGCUGAUGUUGCAGUCUCGUAGUGUGGACAAACAGCAUGCCGUAGUCAACUAUGAUGCCUCUACUGAUGAACACUUGGUGAAGGAUUUAGGCAGUCUAAAUGGGACAUUUGUGAAUGAUGUGCGGAUUCCAGAACAGACUUACAUCACCCUAAAACUUGAUGAUAAAUUAAGAUUUGGAUAUGAUACCAAUCUUUUUACUGUUGUCAGAGGAGAGAUGAGAGUCCCAGAAGAAGCACUUAAGCACGAGAAGUUUACAAGUCAACUGCAGUUAUCCCAAAAAUCCUCAGAGGCAGAAGGAUCAAAGCUAAGCAGUGCCAAAGCUGCAGAGCCAAAGGUACACGACACCAUUGCUGAAGUGCACCACAAAGCUAUUGACGCACUGAAAGCUGAAGAGAAAUCUGCAGAUCUUUCUGCCAUGCCUCGGGGUACACCAUUAUAUGGGCAACCAUCAUGGUGGGGUGAUGAUGAAGCUGAAGAACACAAUGGUUACAAACAAGAUAAUAAACCUGAAGAGAAAAUACACGAAACUGGAAUUUUAGGAUGCAGCACAGAUGGCAAGCAAGCUGAGGAGCAAUCUGCAGCUGCAAGUGAAGAAGAGCCUUAUCCUUUCUGUAGGGAACCAAGUUAUUUUGAAAUCCCUACAAAGGAAUUCCAGCAACAUUCACAAAUACCUGAGGGGGCUAUUCAUGAAAUCCCAACCAAAGACACACACAUAGCAGGGGCAGGGCAUGCUUCAUUUACUAUUGAAUUUGAUGACAGCACUCCAGGAAAAGUAACCAUCAGAGAUCAUGUCACAAAAUUCACUCCAGAUCAGCGCCACAAAUCUAAGAAGCCUUCUCCUUCUGGUGCUCAGGAUCUUCCUGGGCUUCAAACUGUGAUGAUGGCACCGGAGAGUAAAGUGGCAAACUGGUUAGCACAAAACAAUCCCCCAACAAUGAUCUGGGAAGCAACAGAAGAAGAUUCAAAAAGUAUUAAGAGUGACGUUCCAGUCUACUUGAAGAGACUGAAAGGAAAUAAACAUGAUGAUGGGACCCAGAGUGAUUCAGAAAAUGCUGGGGUACACAAGCAUUACAGUAAACGGGCAGCACUUGAAGACCAGCUAAGGCAUCAUUAUACAGAACAGAAAAAACUGCACAACAAAGCCCAGGAGACAGAGAAACAUUCAGACCAACCUGCUGCCAGUCAGACUGCCUUUAUGAUUGAGUUUUUUGAUGAAGGCCAUCCUCGGAAGAGGAGAUCAUAUUCCUUUUCUCAAAAUGCGGGAGCUUUGUGCCCUGAAGCCCCUUCUUCAGCACCCCAUGCAAGAACUGAAAAAGUAAGACCUGCAUCAGGUGACUCUAAAGGGUGUUCAUCGCCUUUACAAAAUAGCUCCACUCAGCAAAGAUCAGUACAUGCAAAACUUCUAAAGCAAAAAUCGGAGGAACCUUCUGCUGCGUUACCUUUCUUACAAACUGCAUUGUUAAGAAGUUCUGGAAGCCUUGGGCACAGACCAAGUUCAAACGAGGACAUGGAGAAAAAGUUAAAAAGCCAUUUGGUUUCAGUGACUGUUGAAAAGGAUGAUGAUGACCAAAGUGAUAAAGGUACUUAUACUAUUGAACUGGAAAAUCCCAAUACUGAGGAAGUAGAAGCUCGCAAGAUGAUUGAUAAGGUUUUUGGAGUGGAUGACAGCCAAGAUUAUAAUAGGCCUGUUAUCAACGAGAGCCAAAAAGAUUUAGUAAAAGAUUGGGCUAUAAAUUCUGCUACACUAGUGCUGGAAGAAAAAAGACCACUGAGUACAACUGGAUAUCUUGACACAGAGGAAAGCACUGGUACGUCUGGAAGCAAACGCUGGGUGUCACAGUGGGCUAGUCUGGCUGCUAAUCAUACAAAACAUGAAGAAAGUGAAGUACGGAUGGAAUCAUCUGCUCCAGCUCCUCUAGAAAAUGAUACUGACAUCAGUGAAUCUGGCCUAUCAGUUAGAAGUGCUGGCUCAGCUGCCUCUUUGACCAGCCAAGGAGAUCGAAGGAGGCGAACACUUCCACAGUUGCCGAAGGAGGAAAAUGUCACAGAAGGACAAAGAACAAAAGUUGUAGCCCAUCAGAGAUCAGAGAUAGGUGAAAAACAAGACACAGAACUUCAAGAGAAAGAAACUCCAACUCAUACUCAGAAAGAAAUAGGACAAGCUGCUGAUAAAAGCCUGACUAAAGCAAGCAGGGCAAUGAAUGGCCUUUCUUCUAAAGCAGACAAGACAUUUUUUCACUCCAACAGUGGCUUCUCCUCUGGCAAAGAAAAAUGUGAAACUGGAAGGGAAACAUCAGUGGUAAAGCAAGCUUUAGCUAAAAUUCACCAGCAGGAACAAAAUGAGCUAACACAUUGGAUUCCCACUAAAUUGACUUCAGCAAAAACUUCAAACCAAGCUGAACGAGGAAGAGAAGAAAUUUCUCCUUCCCUUAAAACAGAUAAUAAAGAAAAGGCAUCAGGACGCGGUGCAGGCAAAGUUGAAACUAAAGUGGUGCAAAGUGAAGGGAAAAGAAGGAAAGCAGAAGAAACAUCAAAAUGUCAAACUACAAAAGGAUUUAGUGGGGAUAAGAAAGAAACAUCAAAGCCAUUAGUGAGACAAGGCAGUUUUACUAUAGAUAAACCAAGCGCAAAUAUACCUAUAGAGCUAAUCCCUCAUAUUAAUAAACAGACAGGAAAUACUCCACCAUCAUUUUCUUUAACAUCCACCAACAGAAUAAGUGAGAAAAGUGAUUCAGUGGAAACUGAUUCCAGUCUUGAUACAACACUUAUUUUAAAAGACACAGAAGCUGUAAUGGCUUUUCUUGAAGCUAAGCUGCGUGAAGAAAAUAAAACAGAUGAAGGACCUGACACGCCCAGCUAUAACAGAGAUAAUUCUAUUUCACCUGAAUCUGAUGUGGAUACCGCUAGUACAAUUAGUUUAGUUACUGGAGACAGUGAAAGAAAACAAACUCAGAAACGAAAAAGCUUUACCACCCUCUACAAAGAUAGGUGUUCCACUGGUUCUCCUUCAAAGGAUGUUUUAAAGUCCUCUUCUACAAGUGCUAGAGACAAAAUUGAAAAGAAAACAAAAAGCCGUUCUUCAGAAGCCAGUUCAAGAGGCGAAGCACGCAAGAUUGUGCAGAGCAGUGGAAGAAUAAGGCAACCUUCAGUGGAUUUAACAGAUGAUGACCAAACUUCUAGUGUACCUCAUUCUGCCAUUUCUGAUAUUUUAUCUUCUGACCAGGAAACAUGCUCAGGCAAAUCACAUGGAAGGACUCCCUUCACCUCAGCAGAUGAACAUUUGCAUUCCAAAACAGAAGGUAUCAAAUCAGCUAAGUUGAAGUCCUCUCCAGCAUCAACUGGGCAAUCUAGUAAAUCUACUACACUUCCAAGGCCUCGCCCAACAAGGACUUCUCUUUUACGUAGAGCACGACUUGGUGAAGUAUCAGAUAGUGAACUUGCAGACGCAGAUAAAGCAUCGGUGGCUUCUGAAGUGUCUACUACAAGUUCUACAUCUAAGCCCCCAUCAGGAAGGAGAAAUAUUUCAAGAAUUGACCUGCUUGCUCAGCCUCGUAGAAAUAGGCUUGGUUCUUUAUCAGCAAGAAGUGACUCUGAAGCAACGAUAACUAGAAGCACAACAUCAUCUCGUACUCCAGAAGCCAUAAUUAGAAGUGGCAUUAGACUAACACCACCAGCAGAUAGUACUAAAGUUUCUCCUAGAAUUAGAGCUAACAGUAUUUCUCGCCUAUCGGACUCCAAAUCUAAGUCUCUGUCUUCAGCCCAUAAUUCUCCAUCAGUAAAUUCAAGAUGGAGGCGGUUUCCUACUGAUUACGCUUCCACCUCGGAAGAUGAAUUUGGAUCAAACCGUAACUCUCCUAAACAUGCCCGUCUACGUACUUCUCCAGCCCUGAAAACUACUCGAUUGCAGAGCACAGGAACACCAACGCAAGCUAGCAAUAUCUUCAAGCAUAGGAUAAAGGAACAGGAAGACUACAUUCGCGAUUGGACUGCUCAUCGAGAAGAAAUAGCGAGGAUCAGUCAGGACCUGGCUCUCAUCGCACGGGAAAUCAAUGAUGUAGCAGGAGAGAUAGAUUCGGUGACUUCAUCAGGCACUGCGCCUAGUACCACAGUAAGCACUGCUGCCACCACCCCUGGCUCUGCCAUAGACACUAGAGAAGAGCUAGUUGACCGUGUAUUUGAUGAAAGUCUAAACUUCAGGAAGAUUCCUCCAGUAGUAAAUGCUAAAACACCAGAUGGGAAUACUCGGCCUAAUGAUCCCAAACCACAGCCAGCAGAUAUACCCGAGCCCCCCACAAUUACACGUCGUCGAACCUGGAGUCGGGAUGAAGUUAUGGGAGAUACCUUGCUGUUGUCCUCAGUCUUCCAGUUUUCCCGGAAAAUUCGACAAUCUAUAGAUAAAACAGCCGGUAAAAUCAGAAUAUUAUUUAAGGACAAAGAUCGGAAUUGGGAAGACAUUGAAAAGAAACUACGAGCUGAAAGUGAUAUCCCUAUUGUGAAAACUUCAAGCAUGGAAAUAUCAUCAAUAUUGCAAGAACUGAAGAGAGUUGAGAAACAGCUUCAAGUGAUAAAUUCAAUGAUUGACCCUGACGGAACAUUGGAUGCUCUGAGCAAUUUGGGAUUCGCUGCCCCUGUCCAGGCAACUCAACCUAAACAGAAGCCCAGCCCUGUUUCUCAAAGUGCCCAUCCUCAGAUACAGUCAAAUUGUCAGCCAGAAGCAAGGGCUGUUCGACCAGCCAUCGCCUCUGCUUCAAGUGAACUUGGCAAUGUUGAAUCUGAGCAUGAUUUCAGUAUACAUUUUAAUAGGUUCAAUCCAGAUGGAGAAGAGGAAGAUCCAACUUUGCGUGAAUGAUAUAAAUGUUAACAGUACCUUUAAUAUUGAAUGUGCAGAAUUUAAUGAGAGUCAUACCAUUGUUCAAAGAGUUAAAAAGCUUGGUAAAAUUGCCAUUGCUUUAUUAUACCAACUACUUAACUGUGAUGUUUUUGAUGUCACACACCACUUGACUCAUUAAGGUAAACAUUGGUACUGACAUAGAAAUGCAGUUUGUGGUAAUUUUAUGGGCUUUCCAAGCACUUACUUUGAAUCGUUUCCUCCAUAGUUUAAUUAAUUUAAGCAGACUGCAAGCAGGUGAAAGUGCAUCACUAUUAAGCUUCUAAAUCUCCUGUGCCAAGCUGAUCUGUAAUUGAGCCUGUUUACUUAAAUUUGUAUAAAAUGACCGAUCACUUAAAUUUGAUUCUGAAUAAAGGGAUCUAAAUUAAGGCAUAUUGCAUUUUAAUACCAUGUGACACUACAAUACAAGGAAAAGCAAGUUUUCCAAUACAUCCAUUGUUGCAUACUAAAGAUUUCAAACCAUUGUGAUUUAUAUAGCUUCAUUGCUAUGUACAUUGUCUUGGAGUUUACAAAGCUCAAAUAUUAUGUUUGCACUAAGAAUUUGCUAGAGUGGAAGAUGAACAUAUCAACAUCCAAAGGGGCUAAUCAUUUUGUACUUAGAAAAGAGGUCAUAACAAUCCCUUAAAAGACACAGUGGUGUGAGUCCCCUUUUCAAAAGGAUCCAUUUGGCUGUUGCUGAUCCUGUUCAAUAUGUCUUCUUGAUGUUGAUGAAAAGUAAAUGUCAUAUCACUUCUGUCCAGACGUUCAGAACUAUGAAACCAGUUUAAAUGUAUAGCUAUGUAAGUCUAUUGCUUGAAAACUUUUCUCAUGUUGUAUCACCAAGGUCAAACAUAAAAUACAUUUAUAAGUGCUCCUUGAGAUGAUCAUGAGUUGUAAAAUUUUCUUCAGAAAAUUUGGAGGUAGUGUAGUAAUAAUCUGGUCCAUAGACUGACUCCAGACAUACAAAUUGCUCUUGUUUUCCUGUAGAGGCUCUCUAGUAAGACUGUCUUAUACAUUUAUAAGAAUUUCUGAAAGACAAGUGCUAACAUAGGCCUUUUGCUUAUAUUACUUAACAGCAAAUCUAUUAAAAUAUCCCAUAUAAGCCUAUUUAUCUUUAAAGUUGUCCCAGUAACUUAACAUUUGGAAGUAAUAAUAAAAAGUUAACAACUGUGUAUUUCCAGAACACUGUAAUUUCAAGAACGUCUGUUAAAUGCAACUAAUAACUGGAAUUUUCUUAUGUUUUUGCAUCAGUCUAUAUAUUAGGGUUACAAAUACAACUUCGACGCUUUUAUGAAAUGGUCUUUAAUAUUUCAGCAAUAAUCUUAUGUGUCACUUGUUUAACAUACUUUUUUCCUGUACAUUUUUAAACUAUACAGGAUUUUGGAAGUUAUUGCAACGUUUGACCAAUUAAAUAUACAUUUUUUGUAGAGAUAUAAAAAUAAAAAGCCCAAUAAUCCUGUUGUAUAUUGGAUUCAAUGUUGUUGCUUUACAAUUAAAAACUGCCUCCUGUCAAACUCUGUAUACCUCUCUCUAUUAACAGAGGCCAGGAAAACACUUGUUUACAGGUGCAGUCAAAGUUUAAACUGGUGUACAACAAAAUAUAUUGAAAGCAGUGACAAGGUUUUGGCCAUCUUCAUUCCUUCUUUUCUUUUCAGUGCUUGGGAGAAGAACCACAAACACACAAGUAUGGGAAAAUGUGUAUGGAGAAAAAAACCAUUUAGGCUCUUCACACAAUUCUUUUUGUGUUUUUUCAGAUGUUUACACCCUUUGUGUUCUGUAAUAAAUGUUUGCAUUUACAAUGUUCUUAUUUGUAUGGACACAUACUCCUUAUUUAUUUUUUGUUACAUUUAUUAUGUAUGUUGUUACAAGCAUUUACAGCUCCAUUUUUAAAUAAAGUGUUUCUGGAACUUUAUACAAUAAUUUGAUAUUGAUGUGUGAUUACCUGUGUGAACCAGUGUUCAUGAUGUGUCUUGAAUCAAC